ACGUGAGUCAGUGGCUUUGCGUUACAGAUUUACUGUAGCAUUGACAUGUUUACUACUUUUUUGUUGACAAAAUUCUUCGAAAACUAUGGUUUCAUUUCGUUAUUUUGGUGUUAAUUGACGAAUUUAUUGCAUUAAUUGUCUUUAUUUGGCGUUUUUGUUUGCAAAAUGUCCUCGAGCUCCGUUGAGGAUAUACCAGAGCAGUGUAAGGACAUCUUCACCCAAGAUGGCGUCCUAUUAAAAGCAUGCGCGGGCCGCCCAAUCACAGACCUGAACUCCAUUGGCAUGCUGUGCAUCGUGCAGAACGGAGACGGGUCCAAGUGCAUUGAAUGGCGGCCUAACGAUCUGAUUACCAUCGACUCCGAUACUCAGGAUCAGGAGUGGGCAGUUGUCAAUACUAUAGAAAUUAUUUCCAUAGGUCGUCGCCAACGCACACUCAGCGGCAACAUGACGUCUGACUAUGCCACGGCUCGCGCGCGCAUUAUAAAAAUCUCCCUGGAUGAGUUAAAGACGUUCAAAGUUACCCGAAACAGUCAGCAAAUGCAUUUCUCCACUAAGCCGGGUGUGUGGCAGGCGACAUUUUACUUCCAGCAUGGACACGCCGAGAUGUUCGUCGCUAAUUUGAAGAAUCACCUCAAGACUGCUAAGACGAGACACGACAGAAACACAUAUGUAGUAGUGGAGCCAAACCAAGAGUCGCUGGACCUCAAUCGAUCCUUUGCGGAGCUGAACAUCUUCACGGAAAACACGACAGAUGUCGUCUGGAACCUCGUUUCCAAUUUCAAACAGCGACCUUAUGAGACCACUAUGGAGGCUUUCUCCAAGCUCACCGAUAUUGAACUCUACUAUGGCAAUGAAGGAGUAAAUGGGAAACGUGACGUGUCAGAAGAAGUAGCGGAUCUGCUGACGAAAAGCAUGAGUGGUUUAGAAGACGCUACUACAGUUACAAAGAGCGACGAAUAUGAGGUUAUCAGCGUUAAACCGACCCUCCCACCGCGACCUAACAUACCCAGAGGGUCGCCGCUUUCGACGGAGAAAUGGGAGGGCCUUCAGGACACAGAGGGCAGAAUUAUUGAAGUCGACGGGGUGCGACAACUUAUAUUUAGAGGGGGAGUGGCUCACUCAAUCCGACAGUCCGUUUGGAAGUACCUGCUGGAUUAUCAUCCGUGGAACAUGUCCCACAGCGAGCUGCGGUCUUUACGGAAGAAGAAAUCCGAGGAGUACUUCUCCAUGAAGCUGCAAUGGCGGUCCAUGACUGAGGGCCAAGAGAAUAGGUUCACAGAGUACAGAGACAGAAAAAGUUUAGUCGAAAAAGACGUGAACAGAACCGACAGAACGCAUCCGUUCUUCGCAGGCGACAAUAACCCGAACCUGCUGAUGCUGCAGGACAUCCUCAUGACGUAUGUCAUGUACAACUUCGAUUUGGGUUACGUCCAGGGCAUGAGCGAUAUCCUGGCGCCUCUGCUGCUGCUUUUGGGCAACGAAGUUGACAGCUUCUGGUGUUUUGUCGGGUUCAUGGAUAAAAUUGCAUCGAAUUUCGACAUGGAUCAAGCCGGCAUGAAGCAGCAGCUCCUCCAGCUGCAGCAGCUGAUCACCUUCGCAUCACCCGGCCUUGCACAACAUCUCGCCGCCAAAGACUCCGCCAAUAUGUACUUCUGCUUCAGAUGGUUGCUCGUCUGGUUUAAGAGGGAAUUCUCGCAUAGAGACAUUAUGAGACUCUGGGAGGUGCUAUGGACAGGCUUGCCGUGCGCCAAUUUCCACCUCCUGAUAUGUGUUGCUAUACUCGACGCAGAGAAGGACGUGCUUAUCUCAAGGGACUACGGGUUCACUGAGAUCCUCAAGCACGUCAACGACUUGUCAAUGUCACUAGAUGUAGACACAAUUCUUAGCGCAGCGGAAGGUAUAUACCACCAGGUCGUAUCAGCGCCCCACCUCACCGACCAGAUCCGCAUUAUCCUCGGCCUGACCCCCCUGGGAGGAGGUUCCGCACCACCCGAGGAUACGGAUGACGAGGAUGCCCCCACCACAGCGAAUGGUACGACCUCGAUGUUCGGACAGGAUAUAGAGGAAGAUACACUCGAAUAUAACGGACUAGAAAUAACAAUAGUGACAAAAACUGUUUGGGCUUUACUCGCAUAACGUCUUAUGUAUGUACCUAUUCGUGUACAUAGUGAAGUGUACAUGCGAAUUCCCUCGAAAGUGCAUACCAUAUAUUCCGCGUUUGGACGUAGAAUUUGGCGGAUAUAGGAGUGGUUGGAGUUACCUAUCGCAGUAAUCCUUGAAAUUAAAUGACGCGGCCGAUAAACCUAAACUGGGUAUGCACUUUUGCUUUUGUGCUAUAUAGACUGUUUGGAACGAGCUAUACAUAUGUUUUAUAUUUUUAUAUACACUAAAGAUAUGUAGAGCGUUCAUGCCUUUAUCUAAAUUGUUCCUAAGAAUUGUUUAAAAAAAUCGUUUUUUAAAAAUUAAUGUAAUCGCAAACGCGAUUCCAGUUUUGUCAAAUUAUUUCGAUUUGAAAAAAAUUUUAAACGAAAUUAAACUUAAUAUUGUACGUUAUUCUUAUAACAAUAGAAUAGACGUCUGAACAUGUUUGAUCAUGUUCUUUCUGAUAGAAUGUUCGAUAUAGCCUGUGUUAAGAAACGUAGAUAAAGAAUAUAACUUUAUGAAUAAAUUACAUUGGAAAUGAAACUAUUUUUUGGAGCCCUGGGAUCUUAAGGGCACUUUCAUGUUAGACUGUGGCGCUUAAUUAGUGAACUAAACAUUACUAAAGCGUUACAGACGCGCGGCACCCAGGGACUGCUACAGCUCUUCUACAAGCAUGUAAUUUGACAGCCCGUAGAAUAAAAAAAACCUUGGUUUGUUUGACAAAAAAAAACACAAAUACACGCGAUUCCGAAAAAUAUUUUCACUUCCAU
Hyposmocoma kahamanoa is the source of this 2912-nucleotide messenger RNA. It is a transcript of the gene Tbc1d15-17, whose product is annotated as TBC1 domain family member 15. Gene Ontology annotation, molecular function: GTPase activator activity. Gene Ontology annotation, biological process: activation of GTPase activity. NCBI's taxonomy places the organism in Eukaryota, Metazoa, Arthropoda, Insecta, Lepidoptera, Cosmopterigidae. The transcript has 13 exons. The record is from RefSeq and is a predicted model, not a curated record. The coding region runs from base 166 to 2136 and encodes 656 amino acids.